Messenger RNA from Acanthamoeba castellanii str. Neff, 978 nucleotides. RefSeq lists its product as uncharacterized. Lineage: Eukaryota; Discosea; Longamoebia; Acanthamoebidae. Bases 1 to 978 code for a protein of 325 amino acids. The record is from RefSeq and is a predicted model, not a curated record. The transcript has 3 exons.
AUGUCGACCACCACACGGAGGGCUGUGCGCGUGGCUCUCGUGGGCCUCACCGGCGCCGGCAAGACCGCACUGGGCCGGCUGCUGUGUCAUUCCAGACCCGACCUGUUCACCCCCUCCAACUCGGCCUCCAGCCAAACGCCCGGGCAAGUGGGCGAACUGGCCUACCCCGAGCUGCACCUCCUUCUGCGCGUCUUGGACACGAUGGGGCUCGACGACACCCAGCGCCCGCCUGAAGUGGUGCGGCAACAGACCACCCAGGGCAUCGCCUCUCUCGCCGGCGGGGUCGACUUCUUCUUCCUUUGCAUGAAGGCCGAGCGCUUCACCGAGCCAACCUACGUUGCCUACAAGUACCUGCUCGAGGGAGUGCUGGGCGAAGGGUGCCUGGGCAACGUGUGGCUGGUGGUGACGGCCUCGGGCGCCGAUCUGAGCCGCGAUAGCGGCGCCCAGCAGGCGUGGGUGCGUCAAUCGCGCAGCAAUCGCCACUUUGACGAGAUGGUGGCCCGGCUGGGAGCCGAUCGUAUCGUAACCCGCCCGAGCCUGCCGCCGCGGGAUCCCGCGGGGCGCGAGGAGGAGUUCAACGCGCAGCGCCGGGACGAGGCUCGGGCCGCGCUGCUGCGCGUCAUCACCGCCAACGCGCCGACGCGCUACACGAUCGCCGAGCUCGAACAGGCCCAGGAGGCCUACGAUCGCCAGUGCCGCAAGCUCGAGGCGAGGGCUGCCGACGAGGCGCGUCGGCUGCGGGAGGAGCAGGUGCGUGCGGCGACCGAACAGGAGAGGGCGCAGCUCGAGCAGAGGCUGGGGGAGAUCGAGGAGCGGCUGCAGCGGCAGCUGGGGGAGCUGCGGGCGAGUCAGCAGCGGGCCGUGGAGCAGGCGGCCGUUACCUACGUCCAGCACAAGACGAGGGCACUCGACGUGGUCAUGGAGGGCUUGCAGGUGGUCGGAAUGGUUGUCAGUGCCGGCAAGUGCGUGUUGCAAUAA